Phytophthora nicotianae INRA-310 is the source of this 1944-nucleotide messenger RNA. RefSeq lists its product as hypothetical. The record is from RefSeq and is a predicted model, not a curated record. The transcript is spliced from 2 exons. The coding region runs from base 1 to 1944 and encodes 647 amino acids. Gene Ontology annotation, cellular component: cytoplasm; prefoldin complex. Lineage: Eukaryota; Oomycota; Peronosporomycetes; Peronosporales; Peronosporaceae. Gene Ontology annotation, biological process: microtubule-based process; protein folding; tubulin complex assembly. Gene Ontology annotation, molecular function: tubulin binding.
AUGGAUGGAGAGCAGGAUCACGACCCGGCCGCUAUGGACUCUGGAUGGGAGGCGCGGCGAGAUGAUGCCGGCGGCCAGAUUUACUACUGGAACUCAGUCACAGGAGAGACAUCCUGGAAACCUCCAGCACAUUUCCAUAAUGGUAGUGAUAUUCAGCCGUGGACGCAAGUUUCUGAUGACAACGGACACGUCUACUAUCUCAACACGGAAACGAUGGAGACGCGAUGGAUGCCACCACCUGCUGCUGUCCAGACCGAAGAAGAUGCAUAUGUCCCUAAUGUGCUUGCAAUAACGGGAGGGCGAGGAAGAAGACCAUCAACUGCUGAACAAGUAAGCGAGUUGAAUCGAUUACUUAGUGGAGCAGACGACGACAGUGGAGAAGAGAGUUCACUCCGUCAAAAAGAUGAUGCUCAUUAUGAAGAAACACGCGACACUUUAACGCCUGAACUUGAUUCCAAAAAUGCAUUAGAUGCUGAAGGCUGUCCGUGGAUGAUGUUUAUCAAUGAGGAUGACGGCGUACCUUACUACUACAACCACAUCACUGGUGAGUGUCUGUGGGAACCUCCAGAGAAAUUUCAUCGCUUCCACCAGGAUCAACCGCAACAGGAUCUUCAACAACUCGACGAAUUAAAUGUAGAGAAAGAAAAACUGGAACUUCCUGUAAUCGAAGAUAUCGCUGACCCACAAGACGAGCCGGCAGACUCGACUCUGUAUAAUGGGAUGCCAGAUAAUACUCCUUCACAAGUAGUAAUUACUCCAGACUUUGAAGAGAAAGUGCGACAAGCAAUUACGACAGUCUCCAAUACACCGGUGGGCUCAAGUAGACUGGUGCUGAUUCACACACCUACUAUUCAGCAACUCGCACCACGUUCAGAGGGCGAUAACAUCUCAGCUCGGGCCUCCGCUCGUCCGCUCAGUGGGUCGAAUUCCACACGUCUCGGCGGAUCCUCUCGUCCGUCCUCUGGAACACCUUCGACAACUGUCAUAUCUUCGAGACUUGAUACAGUUUUGCCCUCUACUGAAGCUUCUUCAACACUCGAAAAGGGGAUUGCAGUGAGUGUCGCCGGUAAUGAACAUCACGGUGAAGUUGCAGAGGCCCUAGUGGAUGAACUUCACACACUUACCGAACAAGUCGAUGAUGGACGAUUUUCUGUUAUUAUUCAAACUAGUAGUGUACAAGAAAGCAGGGCUGCUGCUGAUAGUACUGAAGUUACUAGUGAGGAAAAAGCCAUUUUCAAUGAGGCAACAAGAGACACUGACGAAGAAAAGCUGGCUGAAAACCAGAGGAUGGUCUUAGAGUCUGCUGAAGAGACAAUUAACCAGGACGGCGACAAUUGUCUAGACGAAGCAAACAAUGCACACCAAGAUUCAUUAGAAGCUACGAGGGAUAUGAAUGCGGAGGUUGAUGUUGUUGUAGAAGGUGAAGCAGCGACAGUAAUUGCAGAGGAGCGUUCUGAUAAAGCAGCUCUCGAACAAAGAAAUUAUAUCGCUGCACUGACACUCCAGUGCAUGGCGCGCGGUUUCGUUGCACGGCGGCGAGUGAAAAACAAACGUGAUGAGCGACAGCAGCAAAAUGCGGUUGGUACUGCAAAUAUUCGAACAAGCGAGGAUGUCAACACUAUUACUGCUGAACCCCCUGCUGUGACUCAAGCUGGUGAAAACAAGGAAAAUUUAAGUUCUUUACAUAAUCUUCCAGUACAUGAAACUUACCUGGAGGAAUCGCCCGAUAACCCUGCUCCGAGCUCACCACCUGAAGGCGCGUCCAUCAGCAAUGUGUAUUCAACCUUGCCUUUACCCUCUGGUGACCAGCAGACUUCAGCUGUGAGCUCUCUGAGAGCUACUUCAUCACGGAUUGAAGCCUUACCGAACACUCCAUUUGCUUUCCCGUCAGCGUCGUCUUCCAGCACUUCCACUAAAAAGCAACAUUCUACAAUCACGCUAUAA